This is a messenger RNA of Mugil cephalus (flathead mullet), 1943 nucleotides long. RefSeq names its product sialic acid synthase-like. Gene Ontology annotation, molecular function: N-acylneuraminate-9-phosphate synthase activity. Lineage: Eukaryota; Metazoa; Chordata; Actinopteri; Mugiliformes; Mugilidae. The transcript is spliced from 6 exons. The record is from RefSeq and is a predicted model, not a curated record. Gene Ontology annotation, biological process: carbohydrate biosynthetic process. Bases 152 to 1231 code for a protein of 359 amino acids.
GCCACGUAGGAUCCCAGAUGCGGAAGUGCUUGCAGGUCCUGAAUGAGCAGCAUAGUAAAACUUACGACCGGGUCUUUUACACCGUGCUUCGCUGCUGUCUUCUUCUCCACCGCUUUUCUGUUUGAACAUUUACUCUCUUCCCUUCGUCGAAAUGCCUUUAAAGUUUGAGCUGUGUCCCGGUCGAAUGAUCGGAGGAAACCAUCCGUGCUUCAUCAUUGCUGAAAUUGGACAGAACCACCAGGGAGACAUUGAGAUUGCUAAGAAAAUGAUCAAAAUGGCAAAGGACUGUGGCGCAGAUUGUGCCAAAUUCCAGAAAAGUGAACUUGAGCACAAAUUCAACAAGCGAGCCUUGGAGCGCCCGUACACCUCCAAACACUCCUGGGGGAAAACGUACGGCGAACACAAACGCCAUCUGGAGUUCAGCCACGAGCAGUACAGGGAGCUACAGAAAUACGCAGAGGAGGUGGGGAUCUUCUUCACCGCCUCAGGGAUGGAUGAGAUGGCGGUGGAGUUCCUCCAUGAGCUCAACGUGCCUUUCUUCAAAGUGGGGUCUGGAGACACGAACAACUUCCCCUAUCUGGAGAAAACUGCCAAGAAAGGGCGUCCCAUGGUAGUGUCCAGUGGAAUGCAGUCAAUGGAGACGAUGCGUCGGGUCUACAAGACGGUGAAGGAGCACAACCCAAACUUUGCCAUCCUGCAGUGCACCAGUGCCUACCCUCUGGAGGCUGAAGAUGUCAACCUCAGAGUGAUCACGGAAUACCAGAAAGAAUUUCCAGAUAUUCCCAUUGGGUAUUCUGGGCAUGAGUCUGGAAUCAGUAUUUCGGUGGCGGCCGUAGCUCUCGGGGCAAAGGUCAUUGAACGCCACGUAACCUUGGACAAGACAUGGAAAGGAAGUGACCACGCGGCAUCACUGGAGCCUUCUGAACUGACUGAGCUGGUUCGCUCCGUCCGACUGGUGGAGAGGGCGCUGGGCAGUGGCGUCAAGCAGAUGUUAGCCUGCGAGAAGCCGUGCCAUGACAAGCUGGGAAAGUCAGUGGUGGCCAAAGUGAAGAUCCCCAAAGGAACAGUCCUGACUCUGGACAUGCUGACGGUUAAGGUGGCUGAGCCCAUGGGUGUCGCAGCCGAGGACAUCUUCCAGCUGGUCGGCAAGACCGUGAUGGAGGACGUGGAGGAGGACGAGAGCGUUGCACCUGAAGUGGUGGAGAGCUAUGGCAAAAAGGCCAAGUGCUGAGAGUGGAAGUUUGAAAUUAGUAGAGAAAAGCACUUAACUUGAGUUAUUUCCUUUGGGAAUAAUGAAGAAUGGUCCAGACCACACAUACGGAGGAGUGUCAGGGUAACUGCACUUGGUGCUGCUGAGGUUUGGGAUGUUUAAAGUCAUUUGUUAUGUUUCUGGAGAGUGGACGCAGAUUAAUCACAACUGUCGUGCUCUGAUGACUCACUCUCUCCAGUUGUUCUUCUUAGCCAAAGCAUUUUGUUUAAUUUUCCACAAGAAGCCUUAAUAGAAUACACUAACUCUGUGGCAAACAGGCUUUUUGACUCAUCAACUCAUUUUGACUGGAUUACUAUCCCACCCUGGAGUGAAGACAUUAAUAUUAAAUACACAGAAGCGAAACUGCUGCUGGUUUUAGCAUCAUGCUAUACAGAGAUCACAAAGCCUGUUUAUACACCAGCCACUGAGUUAGUGUAUUUGUCUGGUAGCCGUUCACUGAGCUCUCAGCAUUGUCAACUGGUACCAGAAGGAGCUUAAUUUCAACUCUGAGAGGAAAAUGUCUGCAUCAGAUUUGAAAAAGCUUACGUGUUGUAUGUACUUUUCCAUCUUUUUACUGACUCAGCCUCACACCCAAGUUUUUUUUGUUUUCUUGUUUAAAUGUGACCACAUUGAUGUCUGUUCAGAUUUGUUGUGUUAUGAGAAGACGACACCUCCAAAUAAAAUGUUACCCAUA